AUGGGUCGUUUCGAGGAUUUCGAGAAAAUUCUACUCUACGUGAACGCAGCUUUGGCCUAUAUUGCUAAUUUUAUCCUAAUCUAUUUUAUUCUGAAUCACAGUCGACGCCAACUCGGCACAUAUCGAUAUUUAAUGUUACUCUUUGGAGUGUUCAAUAUGGUUUUCCCGAGCAUUCACAUUUUGGUGAUGCCGAAAUUUCACAUAUACGGCUACGCAUUCGUCAAAUACCCCUCAAAUCUCUUGAUGAACACUUUUGAGCCGGCACAUUGGGCACUAGUGAUACACGGAUGCUUUUUUAUAGAGAGCCAAACCCUGCUCGCGUUUCACUUCGUUUAUCGCUACAUUCUCAUUUGCAAAAAUCAUCUCCUUUUCAUUUUCAACUCAAAGAAAUUUCUUCCGCUUCACUUGAGUAUUUGGCUAAUGAUGGGUGUUAUUUGGGGGACAAAUGCGAAAAAUUUGAUGGGAUACAAUAAUGAGUUGAAGAGUUAUGUGGGUGAAACCCUUGCCGAAACGUAUGGCUUCAACGUAAACAAGAGCGGUUUCUUAGGACUAAUGUAUCGGCACAAAGCCGUGAAGGGAGAGCAAACUUGGAACUGGACAGCACUUCUCGCAGGCGCCAUUUGCAUGUCGCAAAUCUUGACCACUUUUGGAAUCAUCAGCUUUUGUAGCUAUAAGAUUUUGACAACUUUAAAGGCAGCGGCGAUGAGCGAAAAGGUGCGCAAACUGCAAAUGGAGUUGUUUCGGGCUUUGUUAGUGCAAACGCUGAUCCCGGUCCUCUUUGAGUACAUGCCAUCAUCAAUUGUUUUCCUCGGUCCUCUUGUGAAACUCCCGAUCGGUCGUGGAUGCAAUUAUAUGUCGAUCGGGAUCUCAUUUUAUCCAUUUGUCGAUCCCCUUUGUAUUCUUUAUUUCAUUCGAGACUAUCGAAAUGCGAUUUCAAGAAUGAUACGAAAACGUCAAAUCGGUGGCUACGUGACGGAGACUUCUCUAACAAAACGGCCAUCACAAGACGCGCGAAAUGUUUUCAGCAUCAAUCGCUCGAACAGUAGCAAAACGAGAAUGAGCAGUGUCAUUGAUGGGAUUGAUGAAAGCCAAUUGAAGCCU
Mesorhabditis belari is the source of this 1101-nucleotide messenger RNA. Lineage: Eukaryota; Metazoa; Nematoda; Chromadorea; Rhabditida; Rhabditidae. The record is from the annotation of a GenBank genome assembly.